Sorex araneus (European shrew) is the source of this 2904-nucleotide messenger RNA. It is a transcript of the gene ELOVL5, whose product is annotated as ELOVL fatty acid elongase 5. Gene Ontology annotation, biological process: very long-chain fatty acid biosynthetic process; fatty acid elongation, polyunsaturated fatty acid; sphingolipid biosynthetic process. Gene Ontology annotation, cellular component: endoplasmic reticulum membrane; endoplasmic reticulum. The transcript has 8 exons. The record is from RefSeq and is a predicted model, not a curated record. Bases 262 to 1164 code for a protein of 300 amino acids. NCBI's taxonomy places the organism in Eukaryota, Metazoa, Chordata, Mammalia, Eulipotyphla, Soricidae. Gene Ontology annotation, molecular function: fatty acid elongase activity.
CUCCGGCCUUCACAGUCACGAAAGUUCCAUUGUCCGGCCAUUGGCUCCGGGGCCGCAUGACGUCACAGCGCCGGGCUGGGCCUCCGGGCCGCGAUUGGCUGCCCGCGCCAUUGUGACGUCACGGCCGCCCACGCCGGUGUGGGGACCCGGCGCCGCCUCCCGGCCCGCGCCGCUGAGCUCGGCUCUCCUGCUCCGCUCGGACCGCGCUCUCGCCGCUGCUCCGCGCCGCUGCCGCCGCUCGGGAGCGAGAGGUUUUUAAAAAUGGAACAUUUUGAUGCAUCACUUAGUACCUAUUUCAAGGCAUGGCUCGGCCCCCGAGAUACCAGAGUAAAAGGAUGGCUUCUUAUGGACAAUUACAUACCCACUUUUGUCUUCUCCAUCAUAUACUUACUAGUUGUAUGGCUGGGACCAAAAUAUAUGAAGAAUAGGCAGGCAUACUCUUGCCGGGGAAUUUUGGUGGUGUAUAACCUGGGACUCACAUUGCUGUCUCUCUAUAUGUUCAUUGAGCUGGUGACGGGAGUAUGGGAAGCCCAGUACAACUUCUUGUGUCAGGGCACACGCACGGCGGGAGAAUCCGAUACGAAGAUCAUCCAUGUACUGUGGUGGUACUACUUCUCCAAACUCAUAGAAUUUAUGGACACCUUCUUUUUCAUCUUGCGCAAGAACAACCACCAGAUCACGGUGCUGCACGUCUACCACCAUGCCUCGAUGCUGAACAUCUGGUGGUUUGUGAUGAACUGGAUCCCUUGUGGACACUCUUAUUUUGGGGCCACGCUUAACAGCUUCAUCCAUGUGCUCAUGUACUCGUACUACGGGCUGUCCUCCAUCCCGUCCAUACGGCCGUACAUCUGGUGGAAGAAGUACAUCACCCAGGGCCAGCUGCUUCAGUUUGUGCUGACCAUCAUACAGACCAUCAGCGGCAUCAUCUGGCCGUGUUCUUUCCCUCUGGGCUGGUUGUACUUCCAGAUCGGAUACAUGCUUACACUGAUCACGCUCUUCACCAACUUCUACGUUCAGACCUACAACAAGAAGGGCUCCUCCCGGAGGAAAGAGCACCCAAAGGAGCACCAGAACGGCUGGGUGGCUGUGACCGAGAACGGACACACCGAUAACUGCACUCCCCUGGAAAACAGCGUGAAGCUGAGGAAGCAGCGGAAGGACUGAGGGGGCGGGGCGGGGCCCCUGCAGGCCGUUGUCUGACUCGUGCCCACCACAUCGCCGCCGCCGUAGCUCUUCUGGCCUACUCUAGUGUGACCCCUGUAGGGCCUCAUCAGUCCCAAACCCCUAGAACUCGUGCACACAGAUUCUGCAGUAGGCAUCUGAUUGCUAACAUUUCUGGGCUCUCACCUACCCCUGCGCUCCACCGCGGAGGGAGUGUUCUUGUAGUAGACGACACUGCUGUUGCCUUAUUAGUUAUAACCUGAUAGGUGCUGAAUUGUGACUCACAAUUUAAAAACACUGUAAUCUCAACUGUUUUUUUUUUUUUUUUACUCUAGAUCAUGCAUGUGACUGUAAAUUUGUACAAUGUUGUGACCGUAGAGAAACACACAUGCCUUAAAUUUACAAAGCAGGGCCCAAAGCUUAUUAGUUUCAAUUAGGGUAUGUUUCAAGGUUUUAAUUUAUUUUUAAUAAUGCAGUAUAGAAAAAUAAAUCAAAGAUGGUGACUUACGAAACGUAACAGGUGACACUUAAUUUUAAACACCUUGUAACAACAACAACAAAAAAAUCAGAAAUGACACCUUAGGUUUUGUAAUAUAUUGGCUCUAAGUCAGACAGCCAAUUAAGUGGGACAGGCAGUUUUAACUUUUUAACAGAUCUUAUUUUUUUAUUUUGAGUGCCACUAUUCAUGUAAAAGGGGGAAACGUGCAGGGGGCUGGAAAGCUGUCUUGCGGGAACAUGAAUGCAUACUCUGUCUUCAGGAUCUUUAGGAGGUGAGUCAGAUGAGUAGGCCAUUUCUACUUCCUCAGCGGCUCUGUGCUUCUUUUUUAACAGGAAAUGGCCUGUUUUGCUUUUCACUCACGAGAAGUUACGUGUUUUUCAGGAGAGAUGACCUUAGUAUUUACCUUGUGGCAGAACGCCAUAGCCGGUGGGGAGCUGGUUUCCAGGGUCCCAGCUUGGAUUGACUUCUGUAUUAGAUCGCUACCUGUUUUGACACAAACCUUCUUUAAAAUGUGCCUAGAUUACCAAAAUUAAUAGGGAGAAAAGGGAUCUGACAAUUUUUUAAGGUAAAAUUAAACAGCUGCUAUAACACAGAACUAGGAAAUUUGAGAUCAGUUUUGAUGUGAAUUUAAUAGCACCUAUAAUUUUUUUCCUUCCUGCUUUAGAUGCUGAAAAUUUGCUUAGAAGCGCUUAUUUAAAAAUUGUAGACUGGCUUCUCAUAAAAUCAUGUGUACCCCCCCAUUGAGGCAGAGAUUAAACAGUUAAGGACAUGUUUAAAAUGUGUCAUUUUAAAGUGUUGGAAUUUAGCCUCUGGAUAUCUCCUUUUACAUGUGGGUGGGGGGAACGGGCUGGGGACAAUAGUCAUAGAACCACUCAACAUACUUAGAAGGACAUUGGCAAUGUGUAAACUAAUUGUUGGUUUGAUAUUUAUGUAAAUAUCAGUUUAUCAUGCUUUAAUUUUGCACAUUCAUAUUCUAGGGAGCUGACUGGGUCUUAUAUUAGUCUUGUGGGUUUUCUCUUUGGAAGGAGUCAUAGCAUCUGUUUACAUUUACCUUAUCAAAUCUAGAAUGUGUAUAUUUGUAAAUGUUUGUCUUCCUAGGUACUAGUUUGCGAAUGUCUUUACAUAUUUCAGUACAGAAACUAUAACAAUCGAUAGUAUGCUGUCAAAGUGUGCUUGAACUCACCUGGAUAGAUCCACACUGUUCAAUAAUGUCUAAACAUUAAUCAUUAAAACGUUUUUGAUUA